UACCAUGGGUAUUCCCGGCUUUAACAUAUGGUUCUCGGAAUCUUAUAGCAAGGCAUACGUGCCUUUGGGCCAGGUCCGCGUGGACCACCUCUACAUCGACCUCAACUCGGUGCUGCACACCGUUAUGCGUCAUGCUUCUUCCCACACUCACUUCCAUAAGCUGCUCCACAAGCGCCUUAAUGCCAUCUUAGAAGCCACCAACCCCAGCAAGUCAGUAAUGAUUGCGGUGGACGGGCCCGCGCCGCUGGCCAAACUCAUCACACAGCGGGAGAGGCGCAAGAAGACGGGUCGCUCUGUGUCCGAGGGCGAGACACUAACAGGCGCCGCCAUCACCCCCGGCACCACCUUCAUGCUCGACCUGACGCACUCGCUCACCUACUUCUGCUGCGUCAAGAUGUCCAGCCGUCGCUUCCGCCACCUGGUAUUCGAGCUGUCGGAUGGCACCGUCAAGGGCGAGGGCGAGGUGAAGGUGCUGGGGCGGCUGGCGCGGCACUGGUACCCCGAGGACCCGGAGGAUACCCACGUGAUCCUGGGUGACGAUGCGGACCUGGUGCUCAUGGCUCUCACCAGCUACAAGGAGAACCUGUAUGUUGCCAACAGCGGCCUCAACGACGGGCGACUGGACCGCCGUACACCCGUGUUCUCUGUCAACCUGCUGCACCAGCAGUGGGCGGCGGGAAUGCUGGCGGAGGUGGUGCGGGGAGGCCAGGUCCCGCUCCCCUCCGCGCUGCUGCAUGCCAAGCUGGACCUCACCCUCAUCGCCAUCCUGAGCAAGGGGAACGACUACCUGCCAGGGGCCAAGGGGGUGGCGCUGGAUGGCUCUGGUCGCUCCGGCCUGUGGCGCACCUACCAGCGCGCCGUCUCCUCCCCCACCUCCGCCUGUCCCCUGGGUCCCCGCGCCUCGCUCACCCUGAUCGACCCCGCCACGGGAACACCCAUGCUCGAUGCGGCGGCGCUAGCUGCCCUACUGAAGCUAGCUGGAGUGGGAGGAGGAGGAGGAGGAGGAGGGGGGGCAGGAGGAGGAGGGAGAGAUGCGGAGGAUGUGGCGGCGGGGGGUGGCCUGGCGCCCAAGCCGCCUGCUGACCCACGGGUCUAUCUGUAUGGCUGCGUGUGGCUGCUGACGAUGUACCUGACAGGGCAGUGCCCCGAUUACCGCUUCUACUACGACGGCUUGGCCCCCACCGCCUCCUCCCUUCGAGCCGCAUGCGAGGCAGCCGUCGCAGCCGGCAACCCGCACCUCAGCCUUGCCUCAUUCGGACCCACCGACCCACGGGCCACCAUGCCGCUCCUGCCUGUCGCCUGUGCGCUCGCGCUGCUACCGGCUAACUGCCGGCACCUGGCGGCGCCGUGUGUACGACACCUCAUGGACGGAGGUAAUGGCAGCAGUGGUAGCUCCCAAGAUGAUGUUGCCGGCACUAGCAGUGAUGAAGGUAGCGGUAAUGGUAACGGUCGAUCGAUUGCGGUGGUUGCGGUCGCGACUGCUGCGGCAACGGCCACCGUUACGCACCAGCACCAGCCUCAGCAACCCCACCAGCACCAGGCAUUGGACGGGGAUGUGUACGAACUCUUGUACGGCGAGUGUACGGAGUGCUUGCAUCACUCGUCGGAGGCGGCACGGUUGCAGCGGUUGGUGGCAUCCACCAAGCAGGCGGUUUCGUUGGCUGCCGGGCGCUUGGAUGCCGUACAACGGGGUACGGCACCCGUUGGGGAACCGGACGAGCAGCAGCUCCAGCGCGAGUUGUCGGAGGCGGAGGCCAAAUACGAGGCCGCCAAAAGCCAGGCGAGGCUGAUGGAGCAGCGGCGGCGGCGCCACAUCACCUCCGCACACCCCUACCGCCGCUUUCCGGUGGAGAAGCUGGAGCAGGUGGCGGAGGCCGUGUUGGCUGCGCGUCCCAUCAGUCCCGGGGAACGACCCGCAACCGCAUUCGGCAGGCCGCUGUUGCUCCGUGCCUUCGACAGCAAACCCGAGGCCGCCUCCUUCGUCCGCUCCGCCUCCGCACCCAACCUCGCCAUCGCCCUGCCUCACCAACACCAGCAGCACAGGAACGCCUCUUCCAUGGCGCACCUCCCCUCUCACCCCCAACGACCUCACCAACACCAGCAACGGCAGAGUUACCCGCACCAGCAGCAGCAGUACCAGCAACCUCAGUUGCCGCCAAGGUCCUCCGAUUUCGCCCUGCUGUUCGUACCUCCGCCGCCCCCCUUCAAGGUGGACAGGGAUAGCUACUUCGCCGCUAUGGUACGACAGGAGGUGUUGUACGACGAGUACGACAGCGGGAGGCCGCUACAGCUGCGACUGGCGCCGCCGCAGCAGGGGGAGGCGGUGCAGUACUUGCUGUCGUCGCAGCUGCCGGACGCAUAUGAGAUGCAGAAGAUGGCUGCUGCGACGGCGACGACGACG
Messenger RNA from Astrephomene gubernaculifera, 2401 nucleotides. The record is from the annotation of a GenBank genome assembly. Lineage: Eukaryota; Viridiplantae; Chlorophyta; Chlorophyceae; Chlamydomonadales; Astrephomenaceae.